AUGGCGCAUAAAAGCCAGUGCGGCCAAAUCCGUGCAUGUGACCUUUACCCUCAGAACUGGAAACUGCCCUUCUGUAACCCUAGUGCUUUAAGUGGUCACACACCGGUGAAAUAUGAUAUCACAUUUGUGGAAAGGUGGCAGCAACAAGCUGGCUUGACAAAUGGGAGCCAAGUGCUACAAACUUUCAAAAAAAUGGAGGGUGCUCAUAACACAAAUAAUAACGAACGUAAACGCGCUCGGGGCAGUAGUGAAAGAGGAAAGAUUAGAGGACGUGAAGAAGAAAACAUGUUAGCGCCAAAAAGGAGGUUUGAACCUUAUUCAAAGGACUAUAAAAAGGCGGGUCUAAAAAGGGCGCGAAACAUUGAGGAAAUAGAAUUUUGUGCAACCGUGCACCAAAACAACAAUUAUUCAGAUCCAUCUACUACAAUCCCUAAUAACGCUGCAUGCAGUGGAAUGCGACAGCAAACAAAUGAACUGAACAAUCCUGUAAACCAGAUUGAGAAUAAUAAUAACCGUGAGUCCUCUGGUAAGAUUGAAAAGGUAACGUUUUUCGAACCCAACGAAAAUGUUGAUCAUGACGGAGAUUGGAUAAUGGAGUAA
Molecule: messenger RNA, 600 nt
Organism: Leptosia nina
Lineage: Eukaryota; Metazoa; Arthropoda; Insecta; Lepidoptera; Pieridae
Source: the annotation of a GenBank genome assembly